CACCGGUUGGUUCUACAGGUUCGCUCGUCGUACAUAUUCUGGUCCUUAGUUUUGUGCUCAUUUUUAUCUCUUUUGGUUAUUCACUAAAGAUGGGCGUAAUGUUUGUUUUUGAAAUUUUAUUUUGAGCAUAAAUACUCUUACACAAACGUUUUUUCUUUUUACAUGAAAAGGCUUAUUACUCAGACAUUUUUUUUUCUUUUUUGUAAUAAAAAUUCUAUUUUAAGUUAUAAAUACAAUUUAAUUUCGUGUGCCGUAAGGAGAAUAUUGUAAGCAAAAAAAGGUCAUAAUCCCUCUCCAAAGAAAAUGUUAUAAAUCCUAUUUUAUGCCGUUAUGAUUAAUUAGUAUCGUUAGAAAUAUAAACAAAAAUAGAAGAUGUGAUCUGGUAACUAGGUUGUAUCUGAUUAGUUUGCGGCGUCAGAAUAGUUAAGUUCUAUUACUUUAUUAAUCUGCCGGUUAUUAAGGUAAUGAACGGUUCUAAAAGAAUUAGAUUUAUGGCCUAUAAGUAUCCUGAAUUUUUUUAAAAUCGAUGAUAUCAGAAGUAACUAUCGCAAAUCAUAGUUUGAAGGAAUUAGCUACUUAUAUGUCAAAACGUUAUGUGCAAAACAGUUAGAUGUCAAAAAUUCAGGGAAUAUUAGUUAUGUUGUAAAUUGGAUCGUUAACCAGAUGCUUGCUCGACAGCUCGUAUGGACUUCAGAAUCAUCUUCAUUAGUUUUGUUGCUCUCGUUAGUACAAAACCAAGAUUAGAAACAGAUUUCAGGAAGUGUAUAAGCACUGGAUUUCAAGCCGCAUUUUUACAAGUUAUGAAAUGGAAUCCAUGCUUCAAAUGUAUAUGCACAGAAAAGAAUGUUUGUAAAAUCAUGAGAGAAACUUGCCCCAACCUAUCAUGCAGGUUGCAAGAAUCCGAUCCUCAAAAAUGCUGCAGAAGAUGUAAAGGUUGCGUUGUAAGUGGACGUUACUAUAAUAACAAAGAAACAUGGCGCAGCGAAGUAGACAAAUGCACAGUUUAUCAAUGCAAUGAAGGCGUUGUGUCAGCAGUGUCCCCAAAAUGUGUGACGUCAUGUUCUAGCCCGAUCAAAAUAGCUGGCUCGUGUUGUCCACUUUGCAUGGGAUGCAUUUAUAACGGAAGUGUCAUAGCUAAUGAAGAACAAAAAAAGUUUGGUCCAUGUCGUACUUGCUCUUGCGAGGGAGGAAAAUUAAUUUGUCAAGAACAAACGUGCCCUAACCUACAUUGUUCAAAGCAAGUUAAAACUGAAGAAGAAUGUUGUUCAAAGUGUGUCCAAGAUUCUUCUCCAACUUACAUUAAUAUCAAAGAAACAAGUUGUCGUUUCAAAGGAAUGCUUCUCCGAAAUGGCGACAACUAUAAGGUUGAUAAGUGCACAACGUGCGAUUGCAAGAACGGGACACUUCAAUGCACGGAACAACGAUGCAGCCAAACACUGAAUUGUAAUGCGAAAGAUAUAGUACAUCCUGACAAUCAUUGUUGUGCAGUCUGCAAAAACAAAAUAUAUUGUAAAUACAAUGGAAGAAAAUAUGAGAACAAUGAGCAAUGGUAUUUAAAAGGUUGUGCAGUUUGCGUCUGCAGAAAUGGUCGAAAUAUGUGCAGGAAGCAAAAAUGUAAAAAGAAAAUCAAAUGUGGAAAAGGUUUCACACAAGGUACUCAUCCUGGAUCUUGCUGUUUAGAAUGCCUUCCAGUGAAAAAAACAUGCAUCGCAUUUGGUGACCCGCAUUACAGAACAUUUGACGGAAAAGCGUUUUCCUACCAAGGAGUGUGCAAAUACACUCUUGUCAAAGAUUGUUCACCCGACAGAACUUUUCACGUUAUCACAAGAAAUUUUGCAGAAAAUAAUAACUAUUUUUCCUGGAUAAAAACUGUUGUUUUUAUUUAUGCGAAUAUAACGAUAGUCUUACAGCAAAAUAAUCGAGUCAAAAUCAGUGGUAUAAACGUUCGAGUACCAUUUUUAUAUUAUCCAUACAUAGAAAUUAAAAAAUCAAAACGUUAUAUAUUUAUUUAUACCGAUCGUGGAAUUACAAUAAAAUGGGAUGGAGUAAAUUAUAUAGAAGUUUCCUUACCUAAUACAUAUAUGAAUAAAGUUUGCGGACUGUGUGGAAACUUUAAUGGAAAUCCAGCUGACGAUUUUAAAAUUAAAAACAUUGGCAUUGUGAAUAACACAAUUCAUUUCGGUGACCAUUGGAAACACACGUCGUCGAAAUCAUGUAAGAUGUUGACGCGUCGGAAUACACAAAGAAAAAUUGACAAAAGACAAUGUAUAGGCUGGAGGCUACAGCAUGCACAUAGAGUUUGUACAAGAGCAUUCUCUGAUCGUAGUAUAUUUAUAUGUAAGUGGAGAGUAAACUCCAAUCGAUAUUUUCAAGACUGCAUAACAGAUGUAUGCCAGUGCGCGUCGCAUCAACUUUACUGUGAAUGUGGAGCCAUACGAAGUUAUUUUAAUCAAUGUUCGCAAAGUAUAACCACGUUGUCAUGGAAACGAAAAGAAAAAUGUGAUAUAUCUUGUGCUGGUGGAAGCGUUUACACUGAAUGUGGGUCAGCUUGCAAACCAACCUGCACUUCAUUGAACUCUGUACAGUCAUGUCAAAAGAAAUGUGUGUCAGGCUGUCAAUGUCCUGUAGGGAUGGUGUGGGAAAAAGGGAAAUGCAUUAUGUCGUUUGAAUGUCCUUUUUUUAAAAAAUAGAAUUCUUUUUUUAAUAAUUAGAAGAUGCUUUUUGGAAUGGAAAGGAAA
Messenger RNA from Hydractinia symbiolongicarpus, 2738 nucleotides. RefSeq names its product BMP-binding endothelial regulator protein-like. Lineage: Eukaryota; Metazoa; Cnidaria; Hydrozoa; Anthoathecata; Hydractiniidae. Gene Ontology annotation, molecular function: protein binding. The coding region runs from base 684 to 2690 and encodes 668 amino acids. The record is from RefSeq and is a predicted model, not a curated record. The transcript is spliced from 15 exons.